Messenger RNA from Penicillium hordei, 534 nucleotides. RefSeq lists its product as uncharacterized. The record is from RefSeq and is a predicted model, not a curated record. The transcript has a single exon. Gene Ontology annotation, molecular function: hydrolase activity, hydrolyzing N-glycosyl compounds. Bases 1 to 534 code for a protein of 177 amino acids. Lineage: Eukaryota; Fungi; Ascomycota; Eurotiomycetes; Eurotiales; Aspergillaceae.
AUGAUGGGCUCUCAAGUGACAGUCUGGCGCUGGAGAGAGAUCUUCCAAAAUGAUUUCAAAUCCCGGAUGCAGUGGACUAUCAGACCACAAUUUGAACAAGCAAGCCAUGCGUAUAUUGCAAUUGUGAACGGCAGUGCUAGUCGCGAGGUGCUCCAAUAUGUUGUGUUUCCUGAGCAAAAUGUGAUCCUUAAUGAAUCUAAGUCAUGUAAUCCUGAUGAUCACGGUGCAUUUUCGUUCAAGUGGUGGCAAUAUCUGGAGCCCAGUUCGAACCUUAACACACCAAAGCGAGAUGUUACCGUUCUAAACCUGCAGCAAAGAAAUGCAGCCACAGUGACGAUCGAAAUUCCACCGGCCGAGACUCUGAUGAGGGCUGGCAGGGUUGUUCAUGCAGAAGCAGACAAGCACUUACAUAUCAUUCUGGAGGCGUCGAAUGGAGGACAACCCGCUUAUCGCCGAGUGAUUCUCACGAUAAAGGGUAACACUUCGAGCGAGAAAACAGAAGGGAGAGAGCAUCAGGGUCAUGACGAAAUUUGA